Molecule: messenger RNA, 1052 nt
Organism: Onthophagus taurus
Lineage: Eukaryota; Metazoa; Arthropoda; Insecta; Coleoptera; Scarabaeidae
Product: lactosylceramide 4-alpha-galactosyltransferase-like
Biological process (GO): glycosphingolipid biosynthetic process
Molecular function (GO): hexosyltransferase activity
Source: RefSeq, a predicted model, not a curated record
UUAGUUCGCCUCAAUGCAAAAUGCAAAGAGUUUUUCUCAUAGUCGUUUCAUUGGGAUUUCUUUUCAUCAUCACUUACACUUUGUUCUUAACAAAACCAAUAACCGAAAAUAAACCGUCCGAAGAAAAGAAACUCAAUUCUCGAUUGAUUUUGAACAACUUCUUCAAUUUAACUAUCCAAAAACAUUCAAUAUUCUUCCUGGACACAUCGCUUAAGCGCGUGAUCGCGAUUAAUCCCCGCGCAUCUUGCGCUCUAGAAUCGGCAGCUUUAUAUCAUCCUAAUCGAUCGAUUUAUUACAUCUACGUAAUUCGAAAUGAAUACAAUACAGCGACCACAAUCGAAGAAAAAUAUUUAAGAACGGUUUUAAAAGAAUAUAAAAAUGUUAAUGUUGUUUAUGCCAAAGUCCCCGAUUUAAUUAAAAAUACUUGUAUUCAAGAAUUAUUUGGUAAGCAUUUAAUUGAAACUUCGAGUUAUUUCGUUGAACAUUUUAGUGAUGCUUUUCGCCUCAUUGUUUUAAUGAAAUUUGGUGGGAUUUAUUUGGACAGUGAUGUGAUUGUGAUGAGAUCGUUGAAUGAUUUGGGUUUAAAUUUUGUUGGGAAAGAAUCCGAAACGGUUUUAGGCACCGCAAUUUUAGCCUUUGAGAAAGGUUCAUAUUUGUUGAAUGCGCUUUUAAAAGAUUUUAAUAUUAAUUAUGACCCCAAAUCUUGGAGUGGACAUGGUCCUCUUUUAUUAACUAAGUUGGUAUCAGCGUUGUGUAAUACAACAUCGAACUUCUCUCAUAACGAAUGCGAUUAUUUAAAAAUAUUUCCGGAAAACGUUCUUUUUCCGGUUUCUUAUCACAAUUGGAGACACAUGUUCCAUCAGAAAUAUCUCAACGAAAUCUUGGAAAUGACCAAAGAGAGUUAUUUAAUUCAUUUUUGGAAUAAGCUAACGCACGGAAUAAUAUUAAACGUUAAAUCGAACGCUCCUUAUUUAAUUUUGGGGAAAAAAAAUUGCCCUAAAACGAUCUUUAAUUUAAAUAAAUCAUUUUAAUGCAUUAUUUACAAUUAAUAA